GAAAGUGCUGUUCUAGACGAGGUCCCGAUCGCCAAGCAACUGUAUAUAAAUACGAGUAUCUAUCAACUGAAUAGUAUAAACAAAUAGCAAGCAGAAACUAUGAAUCGUUGGCUAAAUCGCGUUGCUGUUGUCACUGGCGCCAGUUCUGGAAUCGGAGCUGCCGUCUGCAAGGAUUUGGUGGCCAAGGGCAUGGUGGUCUUGGGUCUGGCACGUCGCGAGGAGCGUCUAAAGGAGCUGAAGUCAUCGCUGCCGGCGGAACAGGCCAGUCGUUUCCAUGGACGCAGAUGCGAUGUCAGCCAGGAGCAGGAGGUGAUCGAUGCCUUCGCCUGGAUCGAUGCCACACUGGGUGGCGCCGAUGUGCUGGUGAACAAUGCUGGCAUUGUUCGUGUUGGAGUGGGCAUCACCAGUGAGAGCAAUUCCGCUGAUUUGCGUGCCAUUCUGGAUACCAAUGUGCUGGGUGUUUCGUGGUGCACCCGCGAGGCAUUCAAGUCCCUGCAGAAGCGCAAUGUGAACGAUGGACACAUCCUGAUCGUCAACAGUGUCGCCGGCCAUCGGGUGGUCACCAGUCCUGGUUUCAUCAUGGGCAUGUACUCGCCAUCGAAGUUUGCCGUCACCGCGCUGACGGAGGUGCUGCGUCAUGAGUUCCUCACCAGCAAGACCCAGACCAAGAUCACGAGCAUAAGUCCCGGUGCCGUGGAUACGGAGAUCAUCGACAAGAAGGCCCUGCAACUUUUUCCCGAUUUACCAUUGCUUCGCUCCGAGGAUGUGGCCGAUGCCAUCAGCUACUGCAUCCAAACGCCGCCCAGUGUCCAGAUCCACGAGCUGAUCAUCAAGCCCGUUGGCGAAACCAUCUAGGGUAGCAAACUGCCUCUACUGGGCACAAAGUUGAUCGUUUGUGAUAUCUCAAGAGAUCUUAACUUCUGAACUAACUAUUUCAAUUAUGACAAAUGCAUUCAAACAUUAUAUGAUUAAAACCCCUUAGGGAACAAUAUCUAACUUUUCUAAAAUGUAUUGUUUAUGUGCUGUAAUCAAAACAUUUGUUUAUCAAACAGCUUUGCAACCCUUUCGCGACGAUUCGGUAGAUAAGAUAAGGUUCUAUUUGUAGCUCACACUUGUUAUGGUUUAAAUUUGAUUUCGUUUACUUACCAUUAAGUGUAAGAUAAAUAUACAGCUACUAAACCUAAGGUCCCACAGUCGUGUAGGGCCUUUUUGUGGGCUCCACAUGUUGGGGCUGUGGGCGUGGCGAUCGGAUCUGAAAAUAAAAACAUAAUAAUAAUCAGUCAA
Molecule: messenger RNA, 1284 nt
Organism: Drosophila santomea
Lineage: Eukaryota; Metazoa; Arthropoda; Insecta; Diptera; Drosophilidae
Product: farnesol dehydrogenase
Exons: 2
Coding region: 100-855 (251 amino acids)
Source: RefSeq, a predicted model, not a curated record